Messenger RNA from Dioscorea cayenensis subsp. rotundata (Guinea yam), 971 nucleotides. RefSeq names its product macro domain-containing protein XCC3184-like. Bases 8 to 778 code for a protein of 256 amino acids. Lineage: Eukaryota; Viridiplantae; Streptophyta; Magnoliopsida; Dioscoreales; Dioscoreaceae. The record is from RefSeq and is a predicted model, not a curated record. The transcript is spliced from 7 exons.
UGGAAAGAUGAGCUCUUUGGUGUGGCAUGCUGUGUCUGCUCGAGCACUCCAAAGCAUCAACGCUACCGAGCUCCUCUUCAUCGUCCCCAAAUUCUCCAGCUUCUCUUCCCAUCGAUUCCCCAAAACCUCGACGAUCCUCUCCAUGAUGCAAUGCUCCGGCCGAGAUCCAGCUAGGGUUUCUAUUCUCUCCUCCGAUAACGGACGAGAAUUCUCUGAUAAGCUGGUUUCCUUUGAUCUCUCCCCGUCAACCACCCUCAAGCUCCACAAGGGCGACAUCACUCUCUGGUCCAUCGAUGGAUCCACUGACGCCAUCGUUAAUGCUGCUGAGGAGCUAAUGCUUGGAGGUGGUGGUGUAGAUGGAGCUAUACAUCGAGCUGCUGGCCCUCAACUUGUAGAAGCAUGCCGAGAAGUCCCUGAGGUCAGGCCUGGAGUUCGUUGUCCUACUGGAGAAGCAAGAAUUACACCGGCUUUCCUUCUGCCUGUCUCUCAUGUCAUCCACACUGUUGGACCAAUCUAUGGUAAACAUGAUCAACCAGAGGUUUUGUUGGCAAAUGCGUAUAGGAACAGCUUAAAAAUUGCGAAAGAGAACAAGAUUCAGUACAUCGCUUUCCCUGCCAUAUCAUGCGGUGUUUAUCGCUAUCCUCACAAUGAAGCUUCAAGGGUAGCUAUAUCCACAAUUAAGGAGUGCUCAGAUGGACUCAAAGAGGUGCAUUUUGUUCUAUUUUCAGAUACAACAUACAGCGUUUGGCUUGAAAGUGCAUACGAGUUAUUAAAGUGAAAGAUUUGUAAUUAGGUUAAUAAAUCAUUAUUACUCCAUGAGAACACAUGGAGAAGUGUUAAGGAAUUUGUGAAUACUAUAUAUCUGUAGCUGUGUUCCUUUUCUUUUCUUUUUAUUUUUAAUGGUGAUGUAUAGACAAAUCUGACCAUUUGAGCUUGAAUAAGGUAAAUACAAUUGUAUUACCCUUCUUAAA